Messenger RNA from Drosophila kikkawai, 5157 nucleotides. NCBI's taxonomy places the organism in Eukaryota, Metazoa, Arthropoda, Insecta, Diptera, Drosophilidae. The record is from RefSeq and is a predicted model, not a curated record.
AUGGAUUUGGCUUUGUAUCGACUGAUUGUCUUCAAUCUGCUUCAAAUAAAUUUAAGGAGUGUGAUGGUAUUUCAUUGCUGGUCCUUAGAAGAGGCUCUUCCUCUGGCCGAAAUGCUGAAUGGAAAUGACAUUUAUUCGCAAUACAUUGACCUGAAACAAGGCCCUGAGCAUUUGGCCAAUAUACACAAGGAGUAUUUGGACAGUGAUUUGGUCAGAUUGGCUGUGUUUUUGGACUUGAGCUGUGAGAGAGCUGAGCUUAUUACAAAUCAGUCAAGUCGUGCCCGUUUGUAUAACAAUAAUUUCCAUUGGCUGCUCUAUGACUCUGGUGGCAACUUUACCAAACUAAGCCAACUCUUUGAGGCAGCCAAUCUUAGCCUAAAUGCUGAUGUGACCUAUGCCAGGCGUCAGGAUGAGGAGCUCUUUAUCCUUUACGAUGUGUACAACAAGGGCAGCCACCUGGGUGGCAAACUAAACAUAACCAUUGACCAGAGUAUGCUGUGCAACAUUAGUAACUGCCAGGUUAAGGAAUACCUAAGUAACUUGCAUGAAGGAACCAGGCUGCAGCAGCGUCGAGACUUGUCCAGCAUCACCUUUCGAUUGGCUGCCUUGGUUUCAGUUCUACCCAUUAACUCCAGCGAGGACGUACUCCUAGAAUUUCUCAAUAGCGAUAGGGACUCCCAUAUGGACUCCAUUUCUCGCAUAGGCUAUCGCCUCAUCCUGCACACUCAGGAAGUGCUUGGUUUCAAGCUGGACUACAUUUGGUGCGGUACUUGGAGCGUUCAGGAUGCCUUUGGCGGUGCCAUUGGCCUGUUGGUCAAUGAGUCUGCCGAGCUAUCCACUUCCCCUUUUGUUCCCUCCUGGAAUCGCCUGCAUUAUGUGCAUCCCAUGACGGAACAGGCUCCCUUUCGGGCUGUGUGCAUGUUCCGUACACCACACAAUGCCGGAAUCAAGGCGGCCGUGUUCUUGGAACCCUUUACACCCACCGUUUGGCUUGCUUUUGGUGGCUUGCUGCUCUUUGCUGGAGUUUUGCUGUGGCUGAUCUUCCACCUGGAGCGGCACUGGAUGCGGCGGUGUUUGGAAUUCAUGCCCUCGCUGUUGACUAGCUGCCUGAUCAGCUUUGGAGCUGCCUGCAUCCAGGGUUCCUAUUUGAUGCCCAAGUCAUCGGGGGGCAGAUUGGCCUUCAUAGCCGUGAUGUUGACCUCGUUCCUCAUGUACAACUACUAUACUUCGAUAGUGGUGUCCACGCUGCUUGGGUCACCAGUGCGUUCCAACAUAAGGACUAUCCAACAACUGGCUGACAGCUCCCUGGAUGUGGGAUUCGACACGGUGCCAUUUACCAAGACCUAUCUGGUGUCCUCUCCACGCUCGGACAUUCGCAGCCUGUAUAAGCAAAAGGUUUUGACCAAGCGGGAUCCCAAUAGCGUCUGGCUUUCACCUGAAGAGGGGGUGAUCCGUGUGCGAGAUCAGCCUGGUUUUGUUUACACCUCGGAGGCCUCUUUCAUGUAUCACUUUGUGGAGAAACACUACCUGCCGCGGGAGAUCUCUGAUCUGAAUGAGAUCAUCCUCCGUCCCGAGACCGCUGUCUAUGGCAUGAUCCAUCUGAACUCCACCUACAGGGAGAUACUCACUCAGCUGCAAGUGCGCAUGCUGGAGUGUGGCAUCACCUCGAAGCAGAGUCGAUUCUUUAGCAAGACAAAGCUGCACACGUUCUCCAAUAGCUUUGUGAUCCAGGUGGGCAUGGAGUAUGCAGCUCCCUUGUUUUUGUCCCUUCUAGUGGCCUACAUAAUGGCUCUGAUGAUUCUCCUACUGGAAAUCUCUUGGUCGCGUUAUGUGAGAAAGAAGCUGGCCAGCGUCUUUCCACAAAAUUACCAUCGCUACCAUUGGCUGGUCUACGAAAGAUUUGUGAAUUCUUCACGCUUCGAAAAGACUCAACUCUAUAUAGAUGCGGACCUUACCUACGUCACUAAUAAUCCCUCCAACGGAAACUUUAUACUUUACGAUCUCUACAACAAAGGACUUCAGCUAGGAGGAAAGUUGAAUAUCACUGCCCUGCCCCUAAACUCCACCAAAAAGGACAUAUUUGCUUUUCUGGAAUCCCGGGAUCGAAUUUACUUGGAUAUCUAUUCACGAUUUGGAUUCCAAUCACGUCAGCCCCUAAGGGACAUGUUGGACUGCAAAUUUAAGUACAUCAUUAGAGAUCGCUGGACAGAUGGCAAUGCCACUGGCGGCAUGAUUGGAGACCUCAUUGAAGGACUGGCGGAUAUACCUAUGGCCCCUUUUAUUUACUCCCUCGAAAGGGGUCUUUUCGUACAGCCCCUCACCAAGUUCACCAAUUUCAAGGAGAUUUGCAUCUUCCGUAAUCCCAGAUCAGUCUCCGCUGGCCUAAGUGCCACCGAGUUCUUGCAGCCUUUUAGCGGAGCUGUGUGGCUGACUUUCGCUCUUCUGCUCCUGCUAGCUGGCUGCCUUCUUUGGAUCACCUUCUUGGUGGAACGCCAGCAAAAGUGGAAACCGUCUCUACUGACCAGUUGUCUGCUCUCCUUUGGAGCUGGUUGCAUUCAAGGAGCUUGGCUGACACCACGAUCGACCGGCGGGCGAAUGUGUUUCUAUGCCCUGAUGGUAACCUCCUUUCUCAUGUACAACUACUACACCUCGAUUGUGGUGUCCAAGCUGCUGGGUCAGCCGGUGAAAUCGAACAUACGGACAGUGCAGCAGCUGGCUGACAGCAGCCUGGAGGUGGGCAUAGAGCCAAAUGUUUAUACCCGCAUCUUCAUAGAGACUACCGAGGAAAAGAGCGUUCGUAGUUUGUACUUAAAGAAGGUGGUUGGAAGCAAGCGCUCACCGGAACAGAUAUGGUUAUCCACAGAGGCGGGCAUAAAAGCUGUGAGGGAUAAUAAAGGAUUUGUCUAUAUAACUGGAGAGGCCACCAGCUAUGAGUUUGUGACGAAGCACUUCUUGCCCCACCAAAUCUGCGAGCUGAAUCAGAUUUCCCUGCGCGAUGUCACGCACACUCAGACCUAUACGAUUGUGGUGAAGGGUUCGCCAUAUGCGGAGUUAUUCAAGCUAAUUGACCUGCGCCUGAUGGAGACUGGGAUUCAUUUCAAGCAUGAUCGCUAUUGGUCGAAAACCAAGCUUUAUUGCUACCAGCACAAUCACACGGUGGCCGUGGGUCUGGAGUAUGCUGCUCCUCUGUUUAUACUGCUGCUGUGUGCUAUGAUUUUCUGUGUGGGCGUGCUGGGACUGGAGGUCAUCUGGCAUUGGCACCAGCACACCUCAACAAUGCAGCUGGUGCAAUUGGCCAACUUUGUCCUGGACAAUCUCCUGCAGUCACGAGUCGGAUUCAUUGUUAUCUUUCACUGCUGGCCAAGAGAUGAAAGUCUCCAGUUUGCUUUGCAGUUCAUCAACCCCAUUCAUCCCAACCUCGUCUAUCAUCAAUAUGUUCAAAUGCAGGGAGUCCAGGAUUGGUCACAUCUCGAGCUUAGUUACCUGGAGCACUUGCAGCCUACUCUAGCUAUUUAUGUGGAUUUGAAGUGUGAUCAGGCGGAGGCACUUCUAGAAGAGGCCAGCCAGAAGCAGCUCUACAACCAGCACUACCAUUGGCUUUUGCAUGGCAACCAGUCUGCUCAGGAUUUCUAUGAUUUCUUUUCCCCUUUCAAUAUAUCUAUUGAUGCAGAUGUCAGUUAUGUUCAGGAAUAUGACCAGGCAGACUCCUCCUCGGUUGUGUAUGCCAUUUAUGAUGUCUACAGUAAUGGCAAAAUCAUUGGAGGUCAACUGAACAUUACUGGAUCCUAUGAGAGCACCUGCAAUCCUAAAAAAUGCCGCAGGACUAGGUACCUUAGUAACCUGCAAAAGCGUUCUAAAUAUGGUAAUAGAGAGCAGCUCACAGAUGUGGUUUUGAGAGUGGCUACAGUAGUCACACAGCGACCUCUUACCUGGUCCGAUGAUCAGCUUAUAGAUUUCUUAAGUCAGGAGAAUGAAACUCACAUAGAUUCCCUAGCCAGAUUUGGUUUUCAUCUCACUCUUAUCCUCAGAGAUCUCCUGCACUGCAAAAUGAAAUUCAUCUUCGCAGACAGUUGGAGCAAGUCGGAUAUUGUGGGAGGUUCCAUUGGAGCUCUAGUCGACCAAACGGCAGACAUCACGGCCACACCUUCUUUGGCCACCGAGGGCAGACUCAAGUAUCUCUCGGCCAUUAUAGAGACGGGUUUCUUCCGUUCGGUUUGCAUUUUUCGUACGCCACACAAUGCUGGCCUUCGAGGAGAUGUGUUCCUCCAGCCCUUCAGUCCCUUGGUUUGGUAUCUUUUUGGGGGAGUUCUCUCUUUGAUAGGCAUACUGCUUUGGAUCACUUUCUACAUGGAGUGCCGGCGUAUGAGGCGUUGCUGGCGCUUGGACUACCUGCCCUCGCUGCUCAGCACAUUCCUGAUAAGCUUUGGGGCAGCCUGCAUUCAGAGUUCGGUUUUGAUACCUCGCUCUACGGGUGGCAGGUUGAUAUAUUUUGCCCUGUUUCUGAUUAGCUUUAUUAUGUACAACUACUACACUUCGGUGGUGGUCUCCUCGCUGCUUAGUUCUCCAGUCAAAUCAAAAAUCAAGACAAUGCAGCAGCUGGCAGAGAGUCCGCUGACCGUGGGCUUGGAGCCAUUGCCCUUCACCAAAAGCUAUCUCAAUUAUUCCAGACUGCCCGAAAUCCAUUUGUUUAUAAAACGCAAAAUUGAACCGCAGACCAAGAACCCAGAGCUUUGGCUGCCCGCCGAAGAAGGUGUCCUACGGGUGAGGGACAAUCCUGGCUAUGUUUUUGUCUUUGAAACCUCAUCUGGUUAUGCCUAUGUGGAGAGAUAUUUUACAGCCCAGCAGAUAUGUGAUCUAAAUGAGGUUUUAUUCCGACCCGAGCAGCUGUUUUAUACGCACUUGCAUCGCAACUCUACUUACAAAGAGCUCUUUAGACUUCGCUUCCUCAGGGUUUUGGAAACCGGCGUCUAUCGGAAGCAGCGCAGCUACUGGGUCCACAUGAAGCUCCACUGCGUGGCCCAAAACUUUGUGAUAACCGUGGGCAUGGAGUAUGUGGCACCGCUUCUGCUCAUGUUGAUCUGCGCCUACAUCCUGGUGGUGCUCAUCCUCUUAAUAGAGCUGGCCUGGAAGCGAUUUCUCACCCCACAACCGCUUUAA